CCCAAGUUCUCCAAAGUUCUCUCGCACCACCUACAACAUGAAUGUCAUCGUUCUCGCCGUUUUACUCUCAGUGGCUGCCGCUCAGAAUGCUUACUACCCCAAAGCAGCCUACAAAACUCCUGAAUACCCGGCACAGCCCUACAGCUUCGAGUGGGCUGUUAAAGAUGCCGAAUCCUACAACGACUAUUCUCAUUCCGAGAGCAGCGAUGGCAAAGUGACUUCUGGUUCUUACCGGGUCGUUCUUCCGGACGGGCGAACUCAGAUCGUCACCUACAAGGACGACAGCUACGGUUACGUUGCCGAUGUCAGGUACGAGGGAGAGGCCAGAUACCCAGAGUAUAAACCCGCUACCUCUUAUCCCGCUUACAAAGCUUCACCAGUCGUCUACAAAGCACCUGAAGCACCAGUGUACAAAGCUCCGGUUUACGAAGCCCCAGUCGUCCCAGACUAUAGACCCACUGAGGCUCCUGUAGUUGUCUACAAGGCCCCUUCUUCACCAACAUAUUCCGCCCCAGCUCCUAAGCUUCCUACUGCCCCGACCUACAAAGCACCUGAAUCGCCGAUGUACAGAGCUACGACUUACACCGUUCCAUCUUACAAGCCUACCACAACUGUUGCACCACCAGUCUACGAAGCUCCAACUUACACCGUUCCUUCAUACCAACCCACAACACCGGUCUACGAAGCCCCAACUUACGUCGUUCCUUCGUACAAGCCUUCGACAACUGCUGCACCUGUCUACGAAGCACCUGUUACGCCUGCUACCUACAGGGCCCCAUCUCCAGCACCUGUUCCACUCCUUUACAGGGCUAAUGCUAAGAAAACCACAUAUUAAAUCUGCUGUUCUCGUUUCAACCUCAUACAUAGAUUUAUAUUUCCCAGUUAAAUCAUUAGCCACAAAAUAGUUCUAUAUUAUUGACCAUAUUCAGUAAGUAAUUGGAGAGCUUACAUUGAUUUCGUGUGUGUGUUCCAAAAAUGUGCGUUGAUUGAGCGAAAAAUACACUGAAAUUUAUCACCG
Messenger RNA from Daphnia pulicaria, 1018 nucleotides. Its product is annotated as repetitive proline-rich cell wall protein 1-like. Gene Ontology annotation, cellular component: extracellular matrix. The transcript is spliced from 3 exons. The record is from RefSeq and is a predicted model, not a curated record. Lineage: Eukaryota; Metazoa; Arthropoda; Branchiopoda; Diplostraca; Daphniidae. Bases 38 to 835 code for a protein of 265 amino acids.